Terrapene triunguis (Three-toed box turtle) is the source of this 855-nucleotide messenger RNA. RefSeq names its product alpha N-terminal protein methyltransferase 1B. The record is from RefSeq and is a predicted model, not a curated record. Gene Ontology annotation, molecular function: N-terminal protein N-methyltransferase activity. NCBI's taxonomy places the organism in Eukaryota, Metazoa, Chordata, Testudines, Emydidae. Gene Ontology annotation, cellular component: cytoplasm. The transcript has 4 exons. The coding region runs from base 1 to 855 and encodes 284 amino acids. Gene Ontology annotation, biological process: N-terminal protein amino acid methylation.
AUGGAUGGUAAGGGAGUCCAUUUAGCUUUUAAGUCACGCUGGCGCAAGACGGACGAGGAGCUCUGUCGACACAGCAUGUCUUUUAUCCUGCACAAGGCCAUACGAACAGAUUUCUUUCAGAGUUACCUCUACCUGCUGGAGCGGCUUCCCCUCGUGAAACUUUAUGCUUUAACGAGCGAAGUGAUCAAUGGCGAGAUGCAGUUCUAUGCCAGAGCCAAACAUUUCUAUCGGGAGGUGCCAGCGACAGAAGAGGGCAUGAUGGGAGAUUACAUUGAGCUGUCCAGUACGGACAUUGAAUCCUCCAGGGAAUUUCUUAGGAAGUUUAUUGGGGGCCCUGGGAAAGCUGGCACUGAGUGUGCCCUCGACUGUGGUUCUGGGAUUGGACGGGUCACUAAGCAUGUCCUCUUGCCAGUUUUCAAGAGUGUGGAACUGGUGGAUAUGAUGGAGAAUUUCCUGGCUGAGGCCCAGAACUAUUUACAGGGCAAGAAGGACAGAGUAAAGAUGUACUAUUGCUACAGCCUCCAGGAAUUCACUCCAGCCCCCCAAAAAUAUGAUGUCAUCUGGAUACAGUGGGUUUCAGGAUACCUGACGGAUAAAGAUCUCCUGGAGUUUCUUAUCCGGUGUCAAAAUGGCUUGAAGGAUAAUGGCAUUGUCAUUCUCAAGGACAAUGUGGCCCGGGAAGGCUGUAUCAUGGACCCAUUGGACAGCAGCGUGAUCCGAGAUCUGAGCAUCCUCCAGAGCCUCGUUGAGAAAAGUGGACUCACCAUCCUGCAGCAGGAGAGGCAGGAGGGCUUCCCUGAGCAGUGUGUCCCCGUCUGGAUGUUGGCCAUGCAAAAGGACCCUGGCCUACCCUGA